UGGGCGACUCCAAACACUGCACACCCGUGAGAGCAAAUACAAUCUCUCCCUCAGCGUGAAGAUCGUCCCUUUUCAGCGCAGAACAUGAAUAAGCUAUACAUUGGCAACGUGAGCGCUGAGACGAGCGAGGAGGACCUCGAAAGUAUCUUUGUGCAAUGGAAGAUUCCGCACAAUAGUCCGUUUCUUGUCAAAACUGGGUAUGCGUUUGUGGAUUGCCCGGACGAGAAAGCUGCAAUGAAGGCCAUCGAUGUUCUUUCAGGUAAAGUUGAACUUCAUGGGAAACUUCUCGACGUGGAGCACUCUGUCCCUAAACGUCAAAGGAGCUGUAAGCUGCAGAUCAGGAACAUCCCGCCUCACAUGCAGUGGGAGGUUUUGGAUGGUAUGCUUGCUCAGUAUGGUCCAGUAGAGAGCUGUGAACAAGUAAACACUGACACAGAGACUGCAGUCGUCAACGUUCGAUAUGCAGCCAAGGACCAGGCCAAGCUGGCACUAGAGAAGCUGAAUGGAUCUAUGAUGGAGAACUUCGCCUUAAAAGUGUCGUUUAUCCCAGAUGAGACGGCUGCGCCAGAGGGUCCUUCAGCGGGGGGCAGGAGAGGCUACGUCGCCCGUGGAAACUCUCGCUCUGACUCUCCAAGUCUGGGCGCCCGGCCCAAAAUGCAGUCGGACAUCCCGCUGCGCAUACUGGUUCCCACGCAGUUUGUAGGGGCAAUUAUCGGCAAGGAAGGUGCCACUAUCCGCAACAUCACCAAACAGACCCAUUCAAAGAUUGACAUCCAUAGGAAAGAAAAUGCUGGUGCAGCAGAGAAGCCCAUCACGAUUCACUCCACCCCUGAAGGUUGUUCGAACGCUUGUACAACGAUCAUGGAGAUCAUGCAGAAGGAAGCCCUCGACACAAAGUUCACUGAGGAGAUCCCACUGAAAAUACUUGCACACAACAACUUCGUAGGAAGGUUAAUUGGAAAGGAAGGACGCAACCUGAAGAAAAUCGAGCAGGACACAGAGACCAAGAUCACAAUCUCAGCUCUCCAGGACUUGACUGUGUACAACCCAGAGCGGACCAUCACAGUGAAGGGCACCAUCGAAGCGUGUGCAAGAGCCGAGGAGGAGCUGAUGAAGAAGAUUAGGGAAUCGUAUGACAGUGACAUGGCUGCUAUGAAUCUCCAGUCCAACCUGAUUCCGGGCUUGAAUCUGAACGCUUUGGGUUUGUUCCCGAGUGGAGCCCCAGGCAUGGGCCACUCCAUGUCCGGCAUGCCACCUCCAGGAGCCCACGGUGGAUGCUCAUCAUUUGGGCAGGGACACCCGGAGUCGGAGACGGUUCACCUGUUCAUCCCUGCUCUCGCGGUUGGCGCCAUCAUUGGAAAACAGGGUCAACACAUCAAGCAGCUGUCACACUUUGCCGGAGCCUCAAUCAAGAUCGCCCCUGCAGAAGAAGUGGGUUCCACACCCCAGAGGAGGGUCACCAUCGCUGGACCGCCAGAAGCUCAGUUUAAGGCUCAGUGUCGCAUCUUCGGAAAGCUGAAGGAAGAGAAUUUCUUUGGACCCAAGGAAGAAGUGAAGCUGGAGGCUCACAUCAAGGUUCCUUCCUUUGCCGCUGGACGAGUCAUCGGGAAAGGUGGAAAAACGGUAAACGAGCUGCAGAACCUGACCUGUGCAGAGGUGGUGGUGCCCAGGGACCAGACGCCUGAUGAGAACGACCAGGUCAUCGUGAAGAUCAGUGGACACUUCUUUGCAUGCCAGCUGGCUCAGAGAAAGAUCCAGGAGAUCCUUGCCCAGGUGAAAAGGCAGCAGCAGUCUAAAUCCACAUCUGGAGGCCCGCCUCCUCAGCCCCGCAGGAAGUAAAGCUCCAGCGGUCCUGGAGGAAUGGUGACUGAAUCAGCCGGAAGUCUCG
Pseudoliparis swirei is the source of this 1888-nucleotide messenger RNA. It is a transcript of the gene igf2bp3, whose product is annotated as insulin-like growth factor 2 mRNA binding protein 3. Gene Ontology annotation, molecular function: mRNA 3'-UTR binding. Gene Ontology annotation, cellular component: cytoplasm; nucleus; cytosol. Gene Ontology annotation, biological process: nervous system development; regulation of gene expression. The coding region runs from base 85 to 1839 and encodes 584 amino acids. Lineage: Eukaryota; Metazoa; Chordata; Actinopteri; Perciformes; Liparidae. The record is from RefSeq and is a predicted model, not a curated record. The transcript has 15 exons.